Mercenaria mercenaria is the source of this 2369-nucleotide messenger RNA. RefSeq lists its product as uncharacterized. The coding region runs from base 1 to 600 and encodes 199 amino acids. The transcript has 3 exons. Lineage: Eukaryota; Metazoa; Mollusca; Bivalvia; Venerida; Veneridae. The record is from RefSeq and is a predicted model, not a curated record.
AUGCCAAACGAAAAGUCAGUCGCAAUUAUUUCUGUUGGAAAGGAACUGUCUCUCAAGAAAACGAUAAAACUGGAGGUGGAAUGUUAUGGAAUAACCUUUUAUGAAAACGAGUUCUUCGUAACAAGUGGCUGGAGUACUGAAAAGGAGAUACAAGUCAUAGAUUCAGAGGGUGUCGUGAAACGAAAAUUGCGUCCUGAAGCAGGUGUUUUGAAAUGUCCCCUUUAUGUCACAGUCGAGCCAAAGUUUGGUCGUGUGUACGUAUCGGACUAUGAAAAUGGGGUCGUUGGGCUGGACAUGGGUGGGGAACCGAUAUUCAGAUACAAUGAUACAACAACUAAGGGUUACAUGGGAAUAUGUUCUACACCGUCCGGUGACGUUUUUAUCUGUACAUUUCAACCGAACGGCAUUUCAAAGGUCAUGAAGGAAAAUAAACUAGUCGGGUCGCUUCCACCGGACGAAAGUGAGCUAGAACCAGUCAUUACUCUUCCAAAUAAAGGUGGACAAAGGCCAAGGUCGAUUGCCUACAGUAGAAAAACCAACAGAAUUUUGAUUUCAUUUGUGGGCCAAAGUGUCGACGUAAUGAGUAUAUACCAUAUGUAGUGCUGUUAUAAAUAGCCAGUAGUUGACGUAAUUGGUAUACAGCGAAUGUAGUGUUGUUAUAAACAGCCAGUAGUUGACGUAAUUGGUAUAUACCGUAUGUAGUGCUGUUAUAAAUAGCCAGAGUGUCGACGUAAUGGGUAUAUGCCAUACGUAGUGGUGUCAUACAUUAAAUGUAAUAAUUUUAUUUUCAAUGGCGUCGAUAAUUGACAUAAUUAAUUACAUGUUUGGCCUCGUUGACAGAUGCCAUUUGUACAAGUAUUUCUGUUUACAAGAAUACAUUUGCCAUGGAUAUAAAUAUCAUCCGUAUUUAUUGAUAUAUACACGUGUAUUUAAUCAUUGUAUAAUCACGUAUAGUGCCAACCGUCAAAUACUUUAACGUUAAAAUGUGUGAGGUAGAAAUUAACCACUCUGGAUUAUAAAAUGACUCCAUAUAUAAAUCACAAGUCUAAAAAUUUGUGUUGUGUGACUGGUUUAUGUUCAACACACAUUACUAGGCUAAUAAGGCAAAACUUGAAAAAUGAAACUGAAAACAUAAUUCUGAUGCCAUUUAAUGAAACAAAUAGUGAAUGAUUUGCCUCGGGCAAUAGUUCUGACUGUUGACCGGCACCCACUUUAGUAAGUGUACUAGUCUAUUAUAUAAUGCUUACACAUCCUUUCCGCCCACACAGUCAUUGUGCAAUAUUUUGUGCUCUUAGUUUCCAGGGCAACGAUCUUCUAGAGAAAGCAGAUACAAUCCAGACCUAAAGAUUAAACAAGCUAAUUUGACAUAGCUGUAAAUAAGCCAAAUUGUUUUCAUUACUCGUUGAUUGAAUAUUUCCAGUAACGUAACCCUUAACCAACGAACACAAAGCCUAUUCAAUACCAAUCUAGCGGCUCAUCAUCGUCCUGUGAAAUGAAUUAGUUUUUGCAAAUUUGUUAUAUUGGUCAACAUGUCUAAAGUGCUAUGUCCAAUGAAUAAGCAAUUUGUUCCAACCUUACAUAAACAAAUUGUCUGCUUGACCUCAUAUGAGGGGUAUCCAGAAUGUUCGGUAACUUGCAGACUUAUUAGGAUCCGGUGACUAAAUUUGAUAAGUUCUAGGAUUUUGCUCAUGGUGGAAUAAUAUCUAAACAAGGAAGAUUGCUGAACAACCAUUUGCAAGAUAAUAUCGCGAAAUUUAUUUUUAAUACGAAUUAAUAAUUUAGUUAAACAUUUUAUGUGAACACAUUUGUAAAGUAAUGCCAAAUUUUGGUUUCAAGACUUAAACUACUGUUUAUCCAUCUGUCCGUAAUUUGAUUUCUCUUUGAAUAUCUCUGUACGUUAUGCAACUCCGUGAUAAUAAAACUUUUAAUUAAAAGAUAUAUUUAAACUCCAAACGGUUUCUACAUCCAUCUGGAUAUCUUCAGGGUCAAUGCGAUAGACGGAACCUGUUGUUGAUUUGGUGGAGAAAACAGUGGGGCCGGUAUUAGGUUGCAUGAUAAUAAUUUAUUUCCUCCUCAUUUACAUCUUAAAGAUUACAUUUACAAACAUCAAUUUCUGUACUUUAGAGCAUUCGAAUUACAAAAAAAAAAAAGAAAAGCAUAUAGCCAGAUAGUAUAGCAUAAACACUUACUAAAUAUCUUGAAAUAUUGAGAUGUUACACUUAUUUAGCCAAGAGUAUAUCACGGACGAAAAUUCGUUAACUUUAACAGUUGAGAACGACUCAGAUUUCCUUUAAUUUCUUAUGAAUCGAUAUUCGUUUUACAUUUUCAUUGAACAAAAAAUUGGUAUAUAAAAAUAUUUGAAGGCUGUC